Aplosporella prunicola CBS 121167 is the source of this 2214-nucleotide messenger RNA. RefSeq lists its product as uncharacterized. Lineage: Eukaryota; Fungi; Ascomycota; Dothideomycetes; Botryosphaeriales; Aplosporellaceae. Bases 12 to 2147 code for a protein of 711 amino acids. The transcript has 6 exons. The record is from RefSeq and is a predicted model, not a curated record. Gene Ontology annotation, cellular component: nucleus. Gene Ontology annotation, molecular function: zinc ion binding; RNA polymerase II cis-regulatory region sequence-specific DNA binding; DNA-binding transcription factor activity, RNA polymerase II-specific. Gene Ontology annotation, biological process: DNA-templated transcription; positive regulation of transcription from RNA polymerase II promoter by galactose.
AACACAACGACAUGGAUCCGACCGUCAGCCCUGUGUCUCUGCGUGGUCCGAAGAUCUCUAAAGCAUGUGAGGAAUGCAGGAGAAGGAAGCAGAAGUGCAACGGCUUGAACCCAUGCAACGUCUGCACACGUCGUGGAACGCCAUGCUCGUACAGGACCUUCAUCCGCAGGAGAGCCGCCGCACGUGCUUCUGCGCCCAAUGGUACCCCCCGGGAUGAAAGUUCGCGAGAGAGGUCUCACCCUCAACCAGAGGACGGACCAUCUUCAAAAUCUGCUGAGCAUGAGCCAAAUAACGCCGACAACUUCAACGAUGUGCCACCCCGGUACCAGAUCUACUCCAGCGUCCGUGCCACGCAUCCUCAUGAGCAGUCUCCUUCCUGCGUUUUGCAGCUCUACUAUGGCUCUUCGUCCAAUUUUUCUUUUCUCCAACAUCUCCACGCUCAUUUUACUGCGCAAGAGGAGGGCCCGCGAAGUGGUCCUCCUGAGACUGAAGUCCAAAACGGAAAUCCUGGUUUGGACAUGUACAAGUAUCAAGGACUUGCUUUUGGGAGUUCGGUGGAUCAGCGCGGGCGCGACGCCACUCCUGUUUUUCUUCGGCAUGACCUUGCCAAGUUGUUCCUGCAAAAUUACCUUUCUACUGCUCAUUACUAUCUUCCUUUUUUGUCUCCAGAGAAACUUUACUCAAGCUUCGAGAAGCUAUAUGGCUCCGGUGAAGAGACGACCGUCGACCCCUCAGAGCGCGCCAUUGUCUUGGCGGCAAUGGCUAUUGGCUCAUGUCCGACGAGGCACGAGUUGUGGAGGAAAACUCUCGUCUCGCAGGCGAGAACAGAGGCGGAGUCUAUGCUCCACAUUGUCAACUUGAGGGCGGUUCAGGUUUCGUUGCUGAUGGCUCAUUGCGAAUCUAUUGUCGGCAGACCAAAUUCAGCUUAUUUGUACCUGGGAAGCGCCGUACGGAAAGCUUUUGCGGCAGGGUUACAUCGAAACUCUUCGAAUAAGCAGCCUACGCGUAGCGAGCGCAGCGAAUGUAACGAGGCAAGCAGGACCUGCUGGGCUUUGUUUUGCUAUGAACAAAUAAUAUGCUUCAGCCUUGGCAGACCGUCGUCUUUUCCUCAGGUCGACAUUGGAAUACCGCUUCCUGAACCUAAAUCUUUUCUUGCAGCACUUGUACAAAUGUGCGAAAUCAUUCAUGGAACACAACAGAUGUAUAACUACCAUGACUCUUCGCCAGGUCGGGACCUGCGUGCUUGCCACCGAAUACGGCAAAGACUACGCAGUUUCGCUCAUGCUGUCAAGGACGACCUACACAUCACAAUCGGAGGUACAUUGGAGCGAGGCGAGAAGCUAGUGAUGCAGACUGUCCUUUCUUACCUGUACUUCAACACCCUACUUCUUACAUUCAGGCCGUUCCUUCUUUUGUACGUGGAGCUGAAGAAGCAAGGCAAGCUGGUCUCUGAAGGCCACAGCCACAGUGAUCCCACAAAGAAAAGCCCACCGUGGUUGCUGGAAGCUUGCGAAUAUACGGCAGAAGCUGCGCGCUCUAUAGUCUCCUUGUCUGAAGGCGUAUUUUCUAUGGAGAUUGGAGCCGAGGGCAUCUACAACCAUACAUUCUUCCUCGAAAGCGCCAGUUUUGUGCUUAUCAUUGCAUCGCUACACGAUGACCGCUCUACUGACCGACAUGUGAGAUACAUCAAUCGUGCGAUCAAGUCUCUCAGACAUAUGAUCCCGCGUGAACCCACCCUCAGUGUUAUUGCGGCGCUGGAGCAGAUGCUGGCCAAAGUGCACGCGCUGAACGGCUCUGCUCCGCAAACUGACGGAAGCCCCAUCAACCCGUCCACCGGGCCAGACGAGACGCUUACUCUGCCUCCAUUGCUCGGGCAAGAGCCGCAAGGUCGAGAGAACUCUUUUGGAAACCCGCAACUCGUACCACUGUCCGCUCAUCCCAUUGCGCAUUCAACGCCCACUGAGUACGUCACGCCACCGGGAUAUGGGGCCUUCGAUAUGGAUGGGCAGGCUGCGGGGUCGAGAAACGACCUGCUGGAGUCGGAGUGGCCGACGAUGGACUGGAACUUUGAUUUGUCAACGUUGGAUUUGGAGUCGUUUGUGUCGGUUAUGGGGAACCAGAAUACCGACCUUAAUUACAACAUCUAGAUGAAAAGUGCGCGGCAGGCUUGGCACAAAGCUUGUGAAUGCAUGAUUGGGAAAGAGCGUUUUCGGU